This is a messenger RNA of Cantharellus anzutake, 402 nucleotides long. RefSeq lists its product as uncharacterized. The record is from RefSeq and is a predicted model, not a curated record. Lineage: Eukaryota; Fungi; Basidiomycota; Agaricomycetes; Cantharellales; Hydnaceae. The transcript has a single exon. The coding region runs from base 1 to 282 and encodes 93 amino acids.
AUGGGACAAUGGUCAGGCGAUGUUGACAAUGUCAAGCAGCCCUAUGCUUUAGUAGAGGCUGGGAUCCUGCCUAAAGCAGCCCCGACAUCGACAAAGUGUGGGAGCAACGUAAUUCUCUGGGCCGUGGGAAACCUCCCACAUUUCGUUUCCCGAGUUUCUUUGCGUAUACGGCGUUCUUUCCUUUCACGAGGCCUAUUGCCCCCUUCGGGGUGGCAUACGCAUAAAAUUGGAACGAUACAGAGAAGAUUAGCAUGGCCCCUGCACAAGGAUGACACGCUUUGACCGAGUGGAUGCUCUUCGGAGCACAAUAUUUAUUUUAUUUUAUUUUAUUUUAUUCUAUUUUAUUUUUUCAUGAUGCUACGACAUACAUGGUGUAUUGGACCUCUAACGAGGAGUGACCAG